CGUCCCUCGUGUCUCCAACCCCUCGUAUGCCCGUCUAAUCGUAGGUGAUGAAGCAGUAUCGGUCACAGCCCAUCCAUCCUAGGUACAGCUACUGCACGACCCGAUAACAGGUUGACGCAAUCUGAGACUGGACACGCUGCGGCAGUCCUGCCCCAAUGAGAACCCUCCUGGUAUCGGGCGGGUAGUUGUGAUGGAUUGAGUUGCCUCUUACCUGUGUUCCAUACCCUGCAAUGAUCAGUAUGUUGAGCUUCUCGAUGCGUUGCUUGACUGCCGCCUCGUUGACAUCUAUUUCGGACGCCCCCUACCACGGUUUGGUGUAGCUGUCCUCAAGCCGGAAUGGUGGAUCUUCUUACCAUGAUGGCUUCACUCACUAUGAAGCCAUCAAGCCAAGUAUCGCUCCCUGACCUUCCCGAUGAUAUGUUCCUUCUGGUAUUGAGAGAUCUGGCCGCAUGGGACGUUGUCAGUUGCCAACAAGUGUCCCAAUCAUGGCGCGCCGCGUUCACCAAGCCCGAAUAUAUCCGCCGGGUUCUGCAACGCUACCCGCGAGCUAGAGAAGUUCGAGAACUGCCAGCAUGGGCACUGGAGUUUCGCUCUCCACAAAGCGGCAAGGUAGAUUGGCAACGGAUCCUCAUGACGGUUGCAUCACGAUACCGCGGCCUUACCAGGGGCACGGCCACAAGGGUUUGUAGAUACCCGAUGGCCGCGGUGGAACAGUUAGGCGAUUGGUUCCCGGUCGGACAAUGGGACUACCACGAAAGCCAACCUGGAGGUCGCUUGUAUUAUGAGACCGCUGCCAUGCAUCUCAGUAGGAUUGGCUCAAAACCCUUUCUCUUCAGGCCUACCUUGUGGUCAUACGACGAUGGUCUGCUGGUGUACGCGCCUGUUCAAGCUGGUAAGGACCGAUACACGGCGUUUCCCCAGAUCCUGGCUCUCUUGGACGUUGCGACAGGUGAGAAGUAUCCCGUCCCGUUCGACAUUCGGGGCAAAAUUAUUCGCACCCUGCGUCUCAAGGACCGGACGUUGAUCGUGGAAUGGGCGGAGAAGGAUCCCUUCCACAACCUCAAUGCAAUGGAGCAAGUCAAUCGUCAUUUUGCGAAUUGCUUUGAUGUCUGUCCUGGAGAAGAAGGGACAUGGACCGUGACAUGGCGCUCCGAAUGGAAGAUGCACUUCCUGGGCUUACCGCCCAAUUACCACGACCGUUUCUUUUCCACCCAUAACUCCACUCACUACGCGGUGUAUUUCUGGCAACCCAAUCGAAGCAUGUACACCGGUGAUGAGGAGAUGCCAAUCGAGUCGCUCUCGGUCUGGGAUAUCACGGCUCGCUCAUCAUACCAACCGUCAGCUGACCCGUCGGGAAAAUCGCGGCCGCCGGACCAAGAAGGCCCGCAUAUUGUCUCGCGAUUUUCAUUUACGGACAUGGAUUUCCUCGGUAUAAGGCAACACGCGAAUGUGGCGCUAAUGUCGCUUCAUCUCGAUUCCGAAUCCCUAUCACUCACCGUACGAGAAAACGCUGCGGUGGCAGGACAGGGGUAUUUCGACCCAGCUGAGAGGUUAUGGUGUGCCAAAACGACAACAUUUCCCUUCUUAGGCCAGGGUCCUCGAUUAUAUCGGGAAUGGGACGGCAAUCUUCCUCCAUACCGCGGUCAUUGUAGUAUGGAGACCGCUGAUGUCGAGGAAAGUGAACGUUGGUUUCUGCCCGUCAUGGACGUGGUCGAUGCCGAUGCUGGCAUCAGACUGAGUUUGGUCGAAACCUGUCUCUCGGGACAGAGCAUACUGAACCAGCUGGUUGUAAGGAUCAAGACAGGGGGUGCGGGUGAGGAGAGCGAGGGAGGCGCUGCUGAGGCGAAAGUUGUGGCGCUCGAAGGUCGCUUGACUAAAGAAGUAGGCCCGAUGGGACGGAUUGCUGGUGAUGAGAGAUGGAUAAUCGGGCAGAACGAACGGAUGGAGCUUGUCGUGUUGAAGUUUUGAACAUGUACGUUGUACUUGUGUUUGCUAAUUGUGUCACAACUCCGAGUCUGGUGUUGAACUUGGAAUUUUGCAAAUAUCCAUAAAAUAAUCCUAACAGUCAGCCAUACCAAGAGAUUGCGGUGUUGAAAUUUUGAAACAUGUACCCGCGUCUGCUAAUCCUA
Messenger RNA from Exophiala dermatitidis NIH/UT8656, 2129 nucleotides. RefSeq lists its product as uncharacterized. The record is from RefSeq and is a predicted model, not a curated record. Gene Ontology annotation, molecular function: protein binding. NCBI's taxonomy places the organism in Eukaryota, Fungi, Ascomycota, Eurotiomycetes, Chaetothyriales, Herpotrichiellaceae. The transcript has a single exon. Bases 337 to 1968 code for a protein of 543 amino acids.